This is a messenger RNA of Pyrus x bretschneideri (Chinese white pear), 2696 nucleotides long. RefSeq lists its product as uncharacterized. Lineage: Eukaryota; Viridiplantae; Streptophyta; Magnoliopsida; Rosales; Rosaceae. Gene Ontology annotation, molecular function: protein binding. The transcript has 9 exons. The record is from RefSeq and is a predicted model, not a curated record. Bases 1042 to 2502 code for a protein of 486 amino acids.
AAUGGCGAGCUUAAAAAAUUAAGGGUAAAAUUUGAAAAACCAAUGGCACAAUCCUCGGCGCUCACCCAAUCCCGUCGGUGACCAAACCGAAGCACGGCUCUGCUGGCGUUUUCCGACGAUCCUUAUCCUUCUCGCCGCCGGCUAAGGGUUUCAUUUCUCCUAGCGGCCACCACCGCCACGGCUUCCGCUUCCAAGAGACUGAGCCAGUGCAAUUGGAAACCAGAUGUCCCAGUUCCUAGGUUCGAAGAUAAAUAAGAGCUCUUGCCUUUUGAUCCUGUUUACGAGCACCUAAGUUCAAAAUCAGAGGUUUCCUGAUCUAAUUCUGCCCACGUUGUCAGUUGAAAGUACAUAAGGCCUCUUGCUUUUUCCUUUGGAUGCUAUUUAUAAACCCACCAGUCUCGAAAUCAGCAAUUUCCUGAUCUAGUGCUACCCUCUUUGUCGGGUAAAAAUUAUAUCCAUCUCUCAGUCGUUCAUACUUCGUAGAUGCAGAAAACCAAGGUUGUAAUAUAUAGGGACUCUUGCUUUUGCUUUUGAUGCUAUUUAUGAACACACCAGUGUCAAAGUCAGCAGUUUCCUGAUCUAGUGCUACUCUCUUUGUCAGGUUGUAAUAUAUAGGGACUCUUUCUUUUUCCCUUUUGAUGCUAUUUAUGAACACGCCAGUAUCAAAAUCAGCAAUUUCCUAAACUAGUGCUGCUCUCUUUAUAAGGUUGUAAAUAUAGGGGCUCUUGCUUUUGCCUUUGAUGCUAUUUAUGAAGCACAUGUGUCAAGAUCAGCGGUUUCCUGAUCUAGUGCUACCCUCAUUGUCAGGUUGUAAUAUAUAGGGACUCUUUCUUUUUCCCUUUUGAUGCUAUUUAUGAACACGCCAGUAUCAAAAUCAGCAAUUUCCUAAACUAGUGCUGCUCUCUUUAUAAGGUUGUAAAUAUAGGGGCUCUUGCUUUUGCCUUUGAUGCUAUUUAUGAAGCACAUGUGUCAAGAUCAGCGGUUUCCUGAUCUAGUGCUACCCUCAUUGUCAGAAUAAAAAGUUGUAAUUAAAUCAGAUUCAUGCCGGUCGCCAUGAAAAGACCCCGCGGUAGCAGUACAAUAACCCAGUCAUCCCCAGUAGCACCACCACCACCACCUCCACCGGCUUUGGCCUCUAAUGAUCAUGUUCAUCACUCUAAAAGACAAAAAAUAUUCUCAACACCAGCAGCAACCAGGUCAUCAUCAAAAAAUCUUGAUCAUCUGCCAGAGUCUUUAUUGGUUGAAAUCCUUUGUCGACUCCCUUGUUUUAAGUCCGUUUCUCAAUGCAAGCUCGUUUCCAGGCAUUGGUGCACUCUCCUGUCAGAUCAUCAUUUUAUCCGCCGUUUUCUAUGCGUCCAAAGGAGUCUUGAGAAAAAACCAAUAGGUACUGCCAUAAGCAUGAAAGGGGAGGAAUUCCCUAAUGGAGUUUCGCCAUCCUCUAGGCCCCUAGCUCAGUUGUUCAAUAGGCUUAUGAGUAUCCACGGUUUGAAACAAGAGCCAAUUGUGGUAGGUGCCUACAACGACUUAGUUUUGUGCUGCGCAAGCGAGUAUAGUCAGCGCGACUACUACAUCUGCAAUCCACAUACAGUCCAGUGGGUUCCUCUUCCUCCCCCACCUCAAGUCUACAAUUAUGUAACGGUGGGGUUCACCUGCGAUCUUCCCUACUAUGACUAUAAGAAAGAUGAUCAGCAAGGGGACAUCAUCCAGCUUAAUGCGGAGUAUAAGUACAGGGUUGUGAGAUUAAUUGAUCCUCGUGUUGAUGACGAUGACGAUGAUGAUUUACUUUCCUGCGAAAUCGAAGCGCAGGUCUUCUUUUCUGAGACCGGUGAAUGGAGGGAGUUUGUUUUAUCAUCCCCAUCAGCCUUUGCAGUAGGAGAACUGUGUAGAGAGAGUACUGGCGUUGCUUCCAACAGAAUGCUGUAUUGGCUAGGCGGUGGAGGAGAUUAUCUUAUUGGGUUGGAUCCGUUCAUGAUCGACAACAGUGAUAGUACUAGAACUCAUUAUAAAUGCUUUUUCAGUGAGUGUGGCGAGUGGGAUUCCGGUUCAAUGGAUUGCCUAGUUACGUUUGACGGGCGUCCGCGGAUGUGCGUGUACUACUCUUCUACUCGCACUCUGUCUAUUUGGGAGGUCAAUGAAGCAAAGGAAGGUGAUCAGACGGUCAUGAUCCACGGGGGAGCAGGCAGUUUGUGUGUGAAACCUUAUAACAGCGUAUACUUGGGGGAUGAAGAAAUGGUUGUGAUUAGUCCAAAUAUAGAUCAUAUUGUUGCGGUUGUUUUCGACCCGAAUAACGAGGAUUUGGUGUAUCUGGUUAUAGAUAAUACCAGAGACUGGAGCAAGAGAGACGUUAUCAGGUGCAAUACUCGUACAAGAGAGAUGUCAAAGGUGUCUACAAAUCCGACAAUCUGUUGUUGGCACCUCUUUCCAUUUGUGCUUCCGUGGUGGCCGACUCCAGUCCGUCAACUACCACAACGUGGCGAGCCCAGGCCAGACCUCUCAGCCUGAUUUGAUAAAAUAAAGAGAUGAAUGUUUGUAUCAUGUUUCUAUCCAAGACUGAUGAAUAAUAGGGUGGGAUGUCUUCUAUGUUUAGCUUUGCUCACGGUAUGUUACCUGUUUGCUAUCAUUCUGUAUAAUUUAGUGUUUUUGGUUAAGUAUGUGUACGUGUGGAUAAAGUUUUAAGAGUUUUCGGCACCUCUCAA